UUGGCUCAGUUACAGGCAGGACUCAGAAGAACACACAUUAAGCCUGUAGAUCAAACAUGUUUUUGCAAUAAUAAGCCAGGGAUGCCAAAGUCCCAUCUGGCCCAGAAACAACCAUAUCAAUGUAAUCAGUCCACUUCAUUUCACAAUCGCUCGGUUCUUUCUGGCCUGGGCUAUCAUGGCUUGCAUAAGGCCAGAUGACUUUUCCAGUUCGCAGCCGAUAGCUCUUCACCUCGCAGACAGACGUGAAUGGCCACUUAACAGCCAUGAAAUGGACAAUUAAAUCCCCCACCCCCCCGGUGCGCCAGGCGGAUGUACGCGCGCCCCCUCCCCGAACACAUCAAGUUCAUUUACGGCGCCUUGCUUCGCGGCCAAUUGUCUUGGAUGGCCAAUGAGAACCCUGAACAUUAGCAUACGGUCCCAGGCACUCAUUAGCGCUGAAAUUGAAUUAGCGCGUCUCAUUAGUGGGCUGUGAACGGUAACGCGUGCAAUGGAGUGUGGAGGUGCGUGAGAUUAGUAGAGUCGAGUUUGGUCAUUCGCUAUACGUUGGUUUGCCGGGCAGGAGUGGAUCGGGCCGGUUCGGCCCGAGCAGACAUGUGGCGCUGCUUGGAGUUCGGUAUGCAGGAGGAGCCGCAUCCCUACGCUCCAGCGACCUCGUAUACGGGGGUGGCCACGCCGCACUUCUUCCCGUUCUCGUCGGUCACUGGUGACUACCGAUACCCUGACGUUACGGCGGGAGACCCCGGUCAGUGCAGACCUCGGUGUCCCGUCUCGUCCCCAGCGCCCGGAACUGCAGCGGUCCACCAGCCGCCUAUAGACACCUGGGAGUUGGCGAUAAAAAGCGAGAAGAACUCGGAUGACUACAUUUGUGAGGGUAGGGAGCCCGGGCCUUACGGCGGUUAUUGGCCCAAAUCCUGGGGCCCACCUUCAUGGCCGGGUCUUCCCACGGGGGCCAGUCCAUCAGCCGCUUCGACUUCAACCGUUGCCACGCCGGUGUACCCUUCGAACUCUGGAGGCAGCGGCUCCUCCAGUGGCGGGGGCAGCGAGCUGGGACACUCCAGUGACUCCGAGGAAGAGGAGAAGAUAUCUACAGAAGAAUUGGAGCGGUUUGUCAAAGAGAUGAAACAUAAGAGGGUCACUUUGGGCUUCACCCAGGCAGAUGUUGGUGUGGCACUUGGAAAUCUUUAUGGAAAAAUGUUUAGUCAGACUACAAUCUGCCGAUUUGAAUCUCUCCAAUUAAGUUUUAAAAACAUGUGCAAGCUGAAGCCCCUUCUGCAGCGCUUACUGAAUGAAGCCGAAUCUACAGACAACCCACAGGAGAUGUACAAAGUUGAACGUUUGUCUGCAGAUAUGAAAAAACGCAAGAGGAGGACUAGCCUGGAAGAAAGUGUAAGAGGGGCCCUGGAGGCUGUCUUCCUUACAUGUCCAAAGCCCAAUACACAGAAAAUAGCUCUGAUUGCUGAUGAGCUCAAUCUUGAAAAGGAUGUUGUGAGAGUAUGGUUCUGUAACAGACGUCAGAGGGAUAAGAGGCUAGCCCUGCCUCUGGAAGAGAUUGCAGAAGGGCACUACUUUGAUCCUAGUUCCAGUUUGCACAACUCAACAAACCAAGCACAGGCAUAUCCAGGAGCUACCAUGACCCCAUCCUCAUCACAACUGUGCAUGCCUGCUUUCUACAAACCUGAAAUAGGAAAGCAAACUAUGCAUUCGGGGCACCCCUUGCAAGUGACUGCUGGGCAGCUAACAAGUUGACUCAGUGUCCACUAUGAGGCUAGUACAGUAUGAGGCCAAACACACUCUGGAUUGGAUUUUUUAUAUAUAAUAGUCCAAUUCUCACAAAAAACUAGUUGAGGCUUUUUAAAAAAAAAAAAAAAAAACUUUUCCCCCAGAAACGGAAGUAGAAUGACUAACGUUUAUUCACUGCCAACAUGUAGCAGCACCUUUGUCCUGUACUUGUCACAUUAGCAGCCUGGUCAGAGUUGAUGAUAUGCCACAAGUGAAGGUGGAAAAUCGGGCAGAAGCUUGCUUUUGUCUGUGUUCCACGGGCUUGAGACAAAUACUUUUUUUAAUAUAUAUAAUUUAUUAAUGUUCCUUUUUGUAUAUUUUGACCAUCCUGACUGUGCUUUUUUUAUAUUAAACUCAUUUUACCUAACCUAUUACAUUUGUUAAUUUUUGUAGCUUUUUUAGUUGAUUUUUUAGUUUUCUAUAUGAAUGUUUUUAGAUGGAAGUUUGUGGAGACAAUUGUGACUCUGACCCAAAUGAAAUUGAAAGAGCUGUUGAUAAUUUUGUUCAGUCGACUGAGUUUAGUUGAGCAAGUCAUUCAUUUAC
Messenger RNA from Erpetoichthys calabaricus (reedfish), 2322 nucleotides. It is a transcript of the gene pou5f3, whose product is annotated as POU domain, class 5, transcription factor 3. Lineage: Eukaryota; Metazoa; Chordata; Cladistia; Polypteriformes; Polypteridae. Gene Ontology annotation, biological process: regulation of transcription by RNA polymerase II. The record is from RefSeq and is a predicted model, not a curated record. Bases 592 to 1746 code for a protein of 384 amino acids. Gene Ontology annotation, molecular function: DNA-binding transcription factor activity, RNA polymerase II-specific; RNA polymerase II cis-regulatory region sequence-specific DNA binding. The transcript is spliced from 5 exons.